AUGCGAAAAGAAGGGUGUGCUGAAGUAAAUCAUUACAAUAAAUCUGCAUCUCAAAGAUCGCAAGUAAGCCAAUCAACAAGGUUUCGACUAGUAAUUGAAAAUAAUGUGAGCAGAACAAUUUACAAAAAGGAAACUGUAGAGAUCGAGGAUGGCGGAGGUCACAUAAAAGUUGCCAUGUAUGAUGGUGUCAAUCGAAUUGCACAUGACCACCUUCUUGCUUCAGCAAAAGUUGACCUAGUUGUCAUUGAAGGAUGUUUCAAUGAACCAAAGCGAGAUUCUUGGUCUAAAGAGGAGUUUGAGGAAAGCAUAAUAAAACCUCGAAAAGGAAUCACAAGGCUAGUGAAAAAUGGUACAUUUGAUCUGACUGAUGGGUGUUGUGAUCAUGAAGGUGCCAUUAUUAUGGAUAAUUCGCAACAAAGGGAAGUUAAGCUUGGAGUAAUGAUUGCAGUGCCUACAGGUGUAAGAGUUCUUGAAGGAGUAUCAAAUCCUUUCAAAGUGCAAGAAGGCAAGACAAAAAAGCCAGGAUCAAAUAAAAAGGGUAAAAAGCCUUCUCCAGUUCCAAUGCGAAACUUGGCACAGACAACCAGCACCCACACAACACAACAUGGCCAAAGUCCUGUUACUCCAGACGAGCAACAUAGUCAUCCACCACCUGCCAUUCAAGACGUAUUGCAGAAAUCAGAAUGUGGAAAGCAUACAGAAUUUCUGACUGAUGACACUGCAGUGGAUAAUCGAGUGAGUUAUCCACCAGCUAUUGUGCCACAGAUGGUUGAGGGAAAUGGGCAAGCCCUAAACUGCAACGGUCAACAGUUUUCUCAACAAAUCCCAGUGCAAAUCUUGUGGCAGCCAACCAAUGCACACUCAAUGCAAAAUGGUCAAGACUAUAGUCUGCCACAAACAAGCAUUCAGAAUCCAUCGCAGGCAGCAGGAUAUUGUCCAGUCUAUCAACCCUUACUUGCUCGUGAACAAGAUCAGUAUACUAGUUUCUUUGAUGCAAGUUGUCAACUUGCAUUUCCCAACCUUUCAGCAUACACGGCAUUGAAUGAUAUUCACCAGUGGACUUCCAUCCCUGAAGGGGAGAUAUCUGUGGAUGAUGUACAUAAUUUAAUUGUCCCGACACAAAUUCAAGAUACUUAUGGGUCAUUUAGAUGUGGUCAAGUAUUACUUCAAUGGGAUAAGCCUCAUGUGGAGCCCAAGGAACACUGGAACUUCCUUGACGAGCUCAUGCCGCUGCAUAGCACACAGUCAAGGUUUUAUGGAGAAAGUUUCCCCAGUACAAGCCUCAUGGAUAAAGUCCAUAAGUUACUUGCCAGCACUUCAUCAGGUGAUUCUGUUUUGAAGAUGAUUACCGGUGUUAUGAGUCGAGCCAUGCAGACUCCUCAGAGGAGAGGCGUUCUCAUUCGUGCAAUUGAGCCAUAUGAUUCAGAUGAUAAGCCCCCGGUUAAGAAGCAAAGGAACGCCAAAUAUCAACUGCGGUUUGUCAACAGGGUUCGCAAUGACUACUACACCCAGGAACAAAUCAAAUCAGAGGAUGGGAAUCUCUUAAAGGUAGCUUUGUAUGAUGAGAAUAAUCUGGUAGUCACAUCUGGUCCGCUGUCUUCAGCUUCUGUGGAGGUCGUAUUACUUCAUGGCGAUUUCAAUGCUGAUGGCCAAGAUUAUUGGACAUCACAGGAGUUCAGUGCCUGCCUAGUGCAUUCACAAUCUGUAGAAGAACCACCAGCCUUGGGAGGUGAUCGUGUCUUGGCACUGACUCAUGGAGAGGCAGACGUUGGUAAUGUCAGUUUCCAGAUUUCCUCCUUCCAUGCCAGAACUGGAAAGUUCAAGAUGGGUGUUGAGAUAAAAAACGUACGAGAAGAGAGUGUUCAACAAGGAAUCACUAGCCCAUUUCUCGUGAGAGUUCGCCAAGGAGAAGAAUCAAGUCACCAUCGGAUCACAUCUCCCGAAGCGUUGCUCAGAGUAAGAAUGGAAUUGCCCAAACAAGUCUGCGGGGCGCUGCAGUGCGAUGCCACGGAAAACGUCUGCGAGUCAUCGGAUCAGUCGUCGCCGGAGAGAAAUGUCUUGGUGGCGUCGAAGGUGGACGACCAUGACAGCAUAGUACAGAGCGGGAGCGGCGUGUUAUUAUUCCCAGCCCCGCCGCCGUCGCCGGAGCAGGCGCGGGUGCCGCAGCCGGAGCCGGGGCUCAACUGCCCGCGCUGCGACUCCACCAACACAGAGUUCUUCUUCUUCAACAACCACUCCGUCACACAGCCCCGCAACUUCUGCGGCGAAUGCCGCCUUGGGCUGGGCGCCGCGCUUGACAUCGCGGAUCGCGCCGCCGGGGCUCCAGCAGCGGCCGCCUACGUAGCUGCCGCGUCAGGGACGUCAACGUCGACGAAGCCCAGCACCACUGCCACCGCUUCCGCCACCUCUGCGCCAAUGUCGAUGGUGGAGCGGGCGCGGUUGGCCAAGGUGCCGCAGCCGGAGCCGGGGCUCAAGUGCCCGCGCUGCGACUCCACCAACACCAAGUUCUGCUACUUCAACAACUACUCUCUCACCCAGCCCCGUCACUUCUGCCGCGCAUGCCGCCGCUAUUGGACCCGUGGCGGCGCGGUCCGUAACGUCCCCGUGGGCGGCGGAUACAGGCGCAGCGCCAAGUCCAAGGCCUCCCGCAAUGUCCCCGUGGGCGGCGGGUACAGCUGCCACGCCAAGCGCAGCGCAAAGUCCAAAGCCUCCGACGGAGAACCUGCGGCGGCAACAGGGACAGCAUCGUGUGCAUUGACGGCACCGAAGCCCGACACUCCUUCUUGCACCGGCACCGCACCGCCGGGUCUCCACCACUACUCCAUGUUCUGCACCAAGAGCGAGUCGCCGCACAGCAAUCGGUUUGCCGACAACUUCGACCUGGCGAGCUUCCGCCUUGGCUCCCUCUUUGCUGACGGAGGCGUGCACCACCAGCCGGUGUUGCAGGGGAUGUUCGACUUAGGGCUUCAGAGAGGCGGCGGCAAUUGCAAGGACGGAGCCAGUUCCACCACCACGUGA
Messenger RNA from Triticum turgidum subsp. durum (durum wheat), 3018 nucleotides. Lineage: Eukaryota; Viridiplantae; Streptophyta; Magnoliopsida; Poales; Poaceae. The record is from the annotation of a GenBank genome assembly.